This is a messenger RNA of Aedes albopictus (Asian tiger mosquito), 4258 nucleotides long. RefSeq lists its product as uncharacterized. Gene Ontology annotation, cellular component: nucleus; cytoplasm. Lineage: Eukaryota; Metazoa; Arthropoda; Insecta; Diptera; Culicidae. The record is from RefSeq and is a predicted model, not a curated record. Gene Ontology annotation, biological process: peptidyl-serine phosphorylation; signal transduction. Gene Ontology annotation, molecular function: protein serine/threonine kinase activity.
UUACAAUCUCAUCUUCUGGAGCCGCGGUUUCCUCCCAUGGAAGGACGAAAAGAUGCUCAACCAGCCGGAGCAGGUACACCGCAUGAAGGAGUACUUCAUGACAGACGUCCGCGAGAUGCUGAAAACCAUCUACGGCGAGGACUGCCCCAAAUAUCUGGGCGACUUCCUGCACUACGUCGGCGGACUGACGUACGACGAGCGACCGGAUUACGACUACCUCCGGUCCCUGUUCUUCCAGGAGCUGCUCCGGUUAGGGUACAAGCCAAAAUCCCGUCUGAAACUGGUCGUGGAGGACAUUGCCAAACUGAGCCAACGGCUUACCGCACAUGACGAGGCAGAAUCCACCAACAAGAUCAACCACGUCAAAUCGCUGAUGAAGCUGGGCGUCUUGCCGUACCGCGAAAGCACCCUGCACAACAAGACCACAUCGCCGAAAAAUCUCCGCUCCAAGCGUGACAGCACGCGAACACCGGCCGCCAAUGGAAAAGGCCACGGCGGUGCCAAAGGUGGUUCUACCGCCGCCAAGAAGGAGAAGAAGUUUUGCUGGUCGGAGAUCCUCAGCACCGAUCCGGACCAGAUUGCGCGCGAGCGGGCGGAGAAGGAAUUCGAGCGGGCCGACCAGAUGGAAGAGGUUGUGAUUAGGUACAGCGGCAAUCCGACAUACGCGAUCCGCGAGCUGGAGAACAAAACGUCCAAUGCGCUGGACUACAUAGAGAGCGAAGACUACAUCAAAGGGUACACCAAACCGAUGAUGGACAUCCUGAGGAAGCGGCAGUCGCAGCUCAUGCGGGAUAUCACCGAAGCGAAUGGAUUUAGCGCUAAUGGCGUGAAGAAGCCACCCGACGUCAAGCACCAGCAACGGGAAGAAGACGAAGAAAUGGAGCAGGAUGAUGACGAGGUGGAAGAUGACGAUAGUGAUAAUGAAGAAGUGGAGGAGGAGGAAGAAGCAGAAGAGGAGGAGGAAGAAGAUGAAGUGGCCGCGGAAGACGAAGACGAAGAGGAAGUAGAGGACGAAGAAAACGACGAAGAGGCGGAUUCCGGUAACGAUGACGUUGACGGCGAAGAAGAGGAAGAGGAAGAGCAGAUCCAUGAUAGGAGGAAAUUAACUCAGGGUAAAAGGCAGGUCGUAGCUCGGAAGUUGGGUGGUCGAACGACGAAACCCACGAUUAGGAAAGAAGAAAGUGAUAGUGAUUUUAUUAACGACGUUGAAGAAGAGGAGGUAGAGGAGGAAGGGGAUGAAGAGCAGGUGGAUGACGAAGAGGAUGAAGAGGACGAAGCAAAGGAACAGGAGUUGGAGGACGACGAGGAAGCGGCUCCAUCGGAAACUUCUGAAGUGAUAGGUAAAUCGCGUAACGCUCGUAGGCGGCAGCUACUGUCGGAAAGUAGCGACCAGAAGGAUAGUGAUUUUAACGAUCAAGAAAGUUCGGAGAACGAAAGCCGAGACUCGCGUGGCCAGCGAAAGCCACGUGGUCGACCAAGACUGAACCGGGAUCGGUCCAAGCCCGGUCACAAUAAUCAUCAACCCUACUCAAAAGCCAACGCCGGCAACAACAAAAAAGUUCCUGUGAUAGCCACAAAUAACAAUAAUAAUAAUAAUAACCACCAUCACCACAAGCCGUAUUACGGAGACGUGGACGAUUCCUCCCACGAUGCUCCGCUGCAGCAGCACCACGACCGACAACAACAGCAGCAGCAAAAGUUCCGGCUCAUGAAGCGCCGUAAGUCCGGCCUUCGGGAACGGAUACGACCGACCGCGCGCAGCAUUAACUACCAGGAUGAUCUGCAUCAGAAGAAAUCCCGGAAACGGUCUAGCAAGCGGUACAGUGACGAUGAGGACUACUGCCAAGUUGACGAAUCUUCCUGCAGUUCGAGUCACUCGGCAGCUUCCUCGGUCGGGUCUGCCAGUACGGCGGUCAGCACCAAUUCGGACUACUCCGAGUAUUCGGAUCAUCCGGUUGUCCCAAAGCGGAAAUCUUCCCGAAAGCGUGUGAUACGAACCUUUUCCAACAGCAGCCGAUCGGCCCUCUCGUCCAACUCGCGGUCCUCUUCCGUGCACAACGUGGCCACUAAUGGCGCGGUUACCACUGCCAGCAACGGCCACGGAAUCUACUCCGGUCGUCGGAUAUACCCGGACGACGAGGAUGACUUCUUCGACGACGAUGACACUCGAGACAUGGACUACAGUCCGGUGAAAAGCAAACGUACCAACAACCGGAAGCCAAUCAAUUCCCGAAAGACUAUCGCUUCGCUGAAGAAACGGAACAAUGGCGAGAGCAAAGGAGCAGCAUCGGGAGGAUCGGCGGUCGCAGAAAGUUGUGCCGUCGCCGCUGCCAAGAGCGGCAUCGUUGCUGGCCUCCGGGGCAGACGUGACCACGCGAUUCGGACGUACAGUCGGGGAUAGUUGGCGGUGGGCCGUCGGCCAGCGAAGGGUAGUCACCGGCACCUGGGUUGCUGCAGUGACAACGCCUCGGGCCGGACGAAGCGACGGAAGCACGAAACGAAGAGCUCCUGGCAGGUGGUGUAAGUGUAUUUAAAAUAGGAACUUUAAUUUGAUUUUAUUUGAGUCCUGAUUCGUAAGUGUCUGCAAAUGUCCCGUUUUAAAAACUUUGUUAACUAGCAAAAGUUCGUGGAGAUUACAACCAAAACUGUAUACUGGCAACACUGGACUCGGGGUUGUUGACCGACGCAUUGCAGGUAAUUGCAACCAACUUGAUAAUCUUUUCGUUGGGAAUUUCCAUUUUUCAACAGCGCGCCUAGAGAUAUGCAAAUAAUUGUGUACAUAAAAUCGACAUCAGUCAAAAAAUCUUUUAAAUUUUAUCUGUUAUACAUCAUUUUCUGUUGACUCUCAUGCCCAUGAUCUUGUCGAAUUUUUAUUUUUUUCUCCAAAUAAACCAGAUCGAAUGUCUGUUUUUUUUCCUGUAAAGAACUUCGUUUCAGUAGAAGUGAUCUAACGGUUCCAGUUGUCAAGUUUUGUUGACCAGUGUUGGACCUUCCGUUUGGACCUCCCAAAGACAAAACAAAAGUAUGUAUGAUAUGACCUAAUGCAACUUUGUUCUAUUUGUAGAGCACAGAACGACAUGAAAAAAAUGAAGCGGCAUCUUUGUAAGAUAAAAGUCUGUACUUUUCAGUAAUAUUCCAAUAUACAUAUAUAAAUAGAAUCUAUCAAAUUCGUGUAUUUGUAGUAGAUUAAUUAAAUUAAAGAAAGAAAUCUAAACUGCUAUAGGAAUAUGAAGCAAUUUUAAUUCAAACUCUACCUUUUUAUGAACAUAGAAUCAUUGAAAGAAAGCUCUUUCCAAGGAACGAAACAACCUCUAUGGGUUCCUUCGAACUAUACCAUGAUGCAAUUAUAAAUAAUCCCAGUUUAGUGAUGAAAAUAGCUCCUUAUAGAAGUCCAAGAAACUUUACCGUACGACGUCAACCAGUUGACCAGAAGAAAUUGUUAAUAUCCCGAAGAGAGAAUCUCCUCCGCAUAAAUUAAAGUUGCAUUCUGUUACACAUUUUCGUUCGUUUUGUAGAACCUUCAAUCAGGUGCAAGUUUCUAGGAAAAAUCCUGCACCCGUAGCUAAAAUUCCUGUAAAACAUAUACAAUCAAACUGUUGAAACGGUUGUCCCCCCUUUGACGGAUCUUCUUGGAGCGGAUGCUGUUCGAUCUUCUUGUUGUUGAUGGGUCACCAAUCCCCCCCCCCCCCUCCACAAACUCUUCGCUGUUGAUUGUGAAUCAUGGCGGUUUAUCCCCUGCUGUGCAUAUUUAAAAAAAAAAAAAGCCGGCGUUCUCUAUUGCGCAGAAAACUUUGUAUAGAAAAUGGAAAACAAGUAAAUUAAUCAUAGAAACUCGUAAAAAACAGCUACUCAAUAAGCGAACUGCGUCAUCCUAAAUAGGUGUACUGGAAAAUAGUAAGCAAAUAAUCAUGUAACUAAUAUAAUAGAAAGAUAAAAACAACCCUAUGCAUUAUACCACACUACUUUACACCGUAAAGCAAACAUGUAAUGAAGAAAAUAGCAAAACGCAGUUAAAUAAAAAAAAAACAACAUCUUUGAAAGCAGAAAUUAUUGUUAAUAUUAAUGAAAAAAAAGCAAAAGCCUGUAUUAUAGUUAAGUAUGUAGAAAGGAAUAAAAACUAAACAAAUACUACACUGUUUGAAACAAGAAGAAACACAAACUGUACGCAGUUAGUAUCGAUCAAAUAACAGCAGACAAAACUAUUAUGACUAAAAAUGUGGUAAAGCAACUGACACUAAAUAAAUCAUUAUAAAUUGAA